AUGGCUGAACAGACUGACGCCGCCCCUGCGGCGACAGCCCCUGUCGAUGAGACGCGCGCUGUUGAAAAACAACACCAGCAAGAGGAAUUACCCGUCGCAACUGUUAACAAGUCAUUUUGGAAGGCCCUCCUCCCCGUGAUCGCGUGCGGCGCGGGGCUGUUUUCGGAUGGAUACAUCAACAACGUAAUCGGCUCGGUCGUCACGAUUCUAGCAAUCCAGUACGGUGAUACGUGGAAAACGUCAAAUGCCAAAAACUACCUGAGCGACAUCGCCUUUGCGGGCACAGUUGUCGGGCAGCUUGCUUUUGGGUAUUUGUCCGACAAGUGGUCGCGCAUGAACUCACUUAUCUUGUCUACCGUCAUUUUGCUUAUAUUUACUGCGCUUACCGCUGGGUCGUACUACCAUGGCGAUGCGGUCGGGAUGUUCAACAUCUUGACUGCCUGGCGAUUUUUCGUUGGCAUUGGUAUUGGCGGUGAAUACCCGGCGGGUAGCGUGGGAGCUGCCGAGUCGACGAGCGAGCUCAAGUCCGGGACGCGGAACAUGUGGUUCAUCCUCUUCACCAACACCAUGAUCGACUGGGGUUUCGUUUUCGGUGCUUUCGUCCCCUACGUUGUCGCCGCGGCCUGCCAAAACGGACAUUUGAGCACCAUCUGGCGUACCAGUCUCGGUAUCGGUGCCGUCUUCCCCGCGUUCCUCCUCAUCAUGCGCUUCUUCGUCAAGGAGCCGGAGGAGUUCCGCAAGAACUCGAUGAAGCACGCCAAGACCCCUUACCUUCUCGUGCUCCGCUUCUAUGGCUUCCGCCUGUUCAUCGUCAGCUUGAUCUGGUUUAUCUACGAUUUCUCCUCCUACUCCUUCGGCAUCUACUCCUCCACGAUCCUCGCCAACAUCUUCGACUCCUCCACGGCACCCCUAACCACCGUCUUCGGCUGGAACACCGUCCUCAACCUCUUCUACAUCCCCGGCACGGCUCUCGGCGCCCCCGUCUCCGACCUCCUCGGCCCGCGCUACGCCCUCGCCCUCGGCGUCACCCUGCAAUCCAUCGUCGGCUUCAUCAUGGCCGGCUUAUACCCACGCCUCGCCCGCCCCGAAAUGGUCGGCGCCUUCACCACCGUCUACGGCAUCUUCCUGACGCUGGGCGAGCUCGGCGCGGGGAACAACAUCGGCCUGAUCGCCGCCAAGACGUGUGCGACGGGUGUGCGGGGGCAGUACUACGGCAUUGCCGCGGCGGUCGGGAAGAUCGGUGCGUUUGUCGGGACCUGGGUGUUCCCCUAUAUCGUGGCGGCCGGUGGUGAUUCCGAGACGUUGUCGGCGCAGUACCCGUUCUGGGUAUCUAGCAGUUUGUGCGUGUUGAGUGCUCUCCUCGUGGUCUUUGGGCUGCCGCAUAUUGGCCAGGACACGAUUGCUGAGGAGGACAUCAAGUUCCGGGCGUACUUGGAGGAGCAUGGGUAUGAUACGCGCCAGUUGGGGCUCAAGAGUGGAGAGAGCUUGGAGAGUGUUGGGGUUGUUGAGGAGGAUGAGGUCAAGAAGGAAACCUCUAAGUAA
Messenger RNA from Dichotomopilus funicola, 1542 nucleotides. RefSeq names its product major facilitator superfamily domain-containing protein. Gene Ontology annotation, biological process: transmembrane transport. Lineage: Eukaryota; Fungi; Ascomycota; Sordariomycetes; Sordariales; Chaetomiaceae. The coding region runs from base 1 to 1542 and encodes 513 amino acids. Gene Ontology annotation, cellular component: membrane. The record is from RefSeq and is a predicted model, not a curated record. Gene Ontology annotation, molecular function: transmembrane transporter activity. The transcript is spliced from 6 exons.